Olea europaea var. sylvestris is the source of this 1099-nucleotide messenger RNA. RefSeq names its product calcium-dependent protein kinase 1-like. Lineage: Eukaryota; Viridiplantae; Streptophyta; Magnoliopsida; Lamiales; Oleaceae. Gene Ontology annotation, biological process: peptidyl-serine phosphorylation; intracellular signal transduction; protein autophosphorylation. Gene Ontology annotation, molecular function: calcium/calmodulin-dependent protein kinase activity; calcium-dependent protein serine/threonine kinase activity; calmodulin binding. Bases 48 to 992 code for a protein of 314 amino acids. The transcript is spliced from 6 exons. The record is from RefSeq and is a predicted model, not a curated record. Gene Ontology annotation, cellular component: cytoplasm; nucleus.
CUUUUCUUUAUGCAUGUUCGACCAUGCUUUCUUUGGUUGCUUAAUGAAUGCUCUGCACUAUAGGGGAUAUAUUCACUGAUGUGGUUGGUAGCCCGUAUUAUGUUGCUCCAGAAGUGCUUAGAAAGCGUUAUGGACCAGAGGCAGAUGUCUGGAGCGCGGGUGUGAUGAUUUACAUUCUUCUUUGUGGCGUGCCUCCAUUUUGGGGAGAAACUGAGCAAGAAAUAUUUGAAGAGGUUUUGCAUGGUGAUAUUGAUUUCUCAUCAGAUCCUUGGCCUAAUAUCUCUGAAAGUGCCAAAGAUUUAGUUAAGAAAAUGCUUGUGAGGGAUCCAACGAGGCGGUUAACCGCUCAUGAAGUUCUUUGCCACCCUUGGGUGCAGGUUGACGGAGCAGCUCCAGAUAAACCUCUUGAUUCUGCAGUUUUAUCUCGGUUGACACAGUUUUCAGCUAUGGACAAGCUUAAGAAAAUGGCUCUUAGGGUCAUUGCUGAAAGUCUCUCGGAAGAAGAAAUUGCAGGGCUAAAAGAAAUGUUCAAAAUGAUAGAUACAGACAAUAGUGGUUAUAUUACUUUUGAAGAACUUAAGGCUGGACUGAAACGAUGUGGAGCAAAUCUUGAUGAAUCUGAGAUAUAUGAUUUGAUGAAGUCUGCGGAUGUUGACAAUAGUGGUACGAUUGAUUAUGGCGAGUUCAUAGCUGCAACAUUGCAUCUAAACAAAAUUGAGAAGGAAGAUCAUCUGUUUACAGCAUUCUCAUAUUUUGAUAAAGAUGGAAGUGGUUACAUUACACCAGAUGAGCUUCAAAAAGCUUGUGAAGAGUUUGGCAUAAAGGAUGUCCACUUUGAAGAAAUGAUCCGAGAGGCUGACCAAGACAACGAUGGAAGGAUAGAUUAUAACGAGUUUGUGGCAAUGAUGCAGAAAGGAGAUGCAAAUUUAGGUAGGAAGAGGUUACAUAAUAAUUUUAGCAUUGGAAUUAGAGAGGCAACGCCAGUUUGUUAACGUGAAAUUGUUGACUCUUUCUUUAUAUUAUUUUGUAAUAUAAACGAGCUGAGUAGGUCCCAGUAUUAGUUUAUGCUAUAUGUAGACCUUUCAGUUUCAGCAUACAA